Molecule: messenger RNA, 342 nt
Organism: Echinops telfairi (small Madagascar hedgehog)
Lineage: Eukaryota; Metazoa; Chordata; Mammalia; Afrosoricida; Tenrecidae
Gene: PPP1R27
Product: protein phosphatase 1 regulatory subunit 27
Exons: 2
Coding region: 1-342 (113 amino acids)
Molecular function (GO): phosphatase binding
Source: RefSeq, a predicted model, not a curated record
AUGCCCAGCAGGACAGUCCCCUAUGCCCGCUACACACAGCAGCGGCGCCAGCGGAUGCUGGCCGACCGAUCUGUCCACUUCCCUAACGACGUCUUGUUCCUGGACCAUAUCCGCCAGGGUGACCUGGUGCAGGUGGGGCGCUUCAUUCGGGCCAGGAAGGUCACCCUGGACAUCAUCCAUCCCUCAGGCCUGGCCGCCCUGCACGAAGCUGUCCUCUCUGGGAACCUGGAGUGCGUGCAGCUGCUGGUCAAGUACGGGGCAGACAUCCACCAGCGAGAUGAGUCUGGCUGGACAGCCCUGCACAUUGCCUGCAGUGAUGGCUACCCUGACAUUGCCAGGUGA